Molecule: messenger RNA, 1521 nt
Organism: Aspergillus lentulus
Lineage: Eukaryota; Fungi; Ascomycota; Eurotiomycetes; Eurotiales; Aspergillaceae
Product: F-box domain protein
Source: RefSeq, a predicted model, not a curated record
AUGCGGCUGCCUCCUUGUGCGAACAGCAUGAACGACGCGCGACAUAUUUGCGACUUGGCGGACGAAUUGCUCAGUGAAAUCCUCUCGUUCCUCCUAGAGUUGGAUCCUCCGAUAAAAGGAGCAUCUCAGACGUACUAUCAGCAUAACUCGCAAUGCACUGGUGAUGCGCGCAUUCAUUUGUAUGGGGAGAAGUCCGACUUGGAUCGAUUCAGACUUGUAUGCAAGAGAUUCAGGCGAAUCGGCGCUCCAAGGAAAUUCCGUCGAUUUGUCCUGCGGUUUUCGCGGAAUGAAUUUGGACGAUUGGAAGAUUUCUUGACUAUGCAACUAGCCUGUCAUGUGAGGUAUUUCACUUACAUGGUGCGACCAUUCUAUUCAGAAAACGGUACAGUAACUGAAGAUUCUUCGACGCCAACAAAAAAGACGGAUCCUUCACUAUUCAACACAGUCAAACAUCGGUUGCAGGACCAACAACAGAUCGUCCAGGAAAACCAGGAUCUUCUCUUGCUGCGGCGUGCAAUAGCGUCGUUUUCGGGUCUUCAGCAGGUCAAACUACUGAGAUUACAGGACGAGGCGGACGAGAUAUUAAUGGGACACACUCAAGGGCGCCCGAUGGAACGAUCAACCAUUCUGGAAUGGGAGCCCGCUUGCACUCGAGCAGUCACAAAUCUGGCGAUUUCUCUUCUGGAAUCAAGUUGUAACUCCAUUCGCUUUGUUGGGCCUCAAAUGAGUUCCGAUUCCAUGAUCAGGCUACUGCAAACUCCUCCCAUGAUGUUCUCCGCCUUGGGCGAACGAUUGCUGAGCCUGGAUAUCACCUUCCAGUCGUACACUGGGAUGGCCACUGCAAUGUCAAAGGUGUCUAGCGUCUUCCAUGAUUUCUUCCGGGCGGCUCGAAAUCUGACUGCCGUCCAUUUCGGAGUUCCUGGCAACGGAUCUGUAUUUCUCCCGGUAAAACAGAUGUUUCAUCGCGUCCAAUGGAAACGGCUCCAAACUGUCAGCCUGCAGGGUUGGUGCCUGGAUGCAGACGACAUCAUCACAAUAGUCCUUCAACACAAGCGACAGAUUCGUGACAUCAGGCUCAUCAAUGUGCACCUUCGAGACGGACGCUGGCGGGACGUGUUAGCCUGCCUCUGUGAAGAGACGGAGCAAUUGGAACGUAUAGACCUGCGCGAAAUCGACUACGUCAGACAAACACAAUCCGCCGACCACACGAACGGUAGCAGUAGCAGGCAUAGUAACGGCAACGGCGCUGGAGUUAGUAUUAUAGAGGCCAUUCCCGCGCUCUCCCUCGUGUCCAAUCUGCCCUCUGGCCCUCCCCAGCCAGUCACCUUUGACGACGAUUACAUGUCAUUAGCUCCGCGAGGAACAUUGAGGCGAUCAAUACCAAAGGCGACCAUGCAAAAGCUGCGCACUCUGACAGUCGACGAGCUCGGGGACGACGGACUCGCAGUCAAGCGUGAACAGAUCUUCCUCUGGGAAGCGUGGGUUCUUUCAAGUUCACAAAUGUCUUUUUCGAGGCAGUGA